Molecule: messenger RNA, 1770 nt
Organism: Raphanus sativus (radish)
Lineage: Eukaryota; Viridiplantae; Streptophyta; Magnoliopsida; Brassicales; Brassicaceae
Product: FBD-associated F-box protein At3g49020-like
Exons: 4
Coding region: 1-1770 (589 amino acids)
Molecular function (GO): protein binding
Source: RefSeq, a predicted model, not a curated record
AUGGUCAUAUUCCGAUUAGUAAAGUUUGCCAUUGCGUUUGGUGUAGUGGAAGUUGAAGGCAUAAAUCUGUUAUCAGCAACGAUGGAAUAUGAAAGCAAAACCGGUGGUGAAAAUCUGAGAAACCAAGAUGUGAUGGACAUGAUCAGUGAGUUGCCUAGAGAUUUGAUUAUACAGAUACUAUCUUCACUUUCAACAAAAGAUGUCGCAGCGACGAGUGUUUUGUCCAAGAGUUGGAGAUCUCUUUGGAAGAUGGUGCCAAACAUCAAGUUUGUUUCUGGUUAUCACGACAAAACUGAAAGCCAUAGAUUUUCAGAGAUUGUCUGCAAGUCUUUGCUUUCAUGUAGCUCUCCGGUUCUAGAGAGUCUUUAUUUGGUAAAUAUUUAUGAAUCUGAAGCUUCAGAUGAUAUCGAAAUAUUGAUUGGAGUUGCAUUUGCACGCCCUGUGCGUAAAUUAGUACUGGAGCUUCUUCUAAAUAAAGACUAUGACGGAAACUUGAUUAGAAUAUUGCCGAGUGUUUUCUCUAGCUGUAAUAACACACUGGAAAUAUUAGAACUCAGCAGUAUGGUAUUGCUUUUAGACUUCCUUUGUCAGGUCAGUUUAAGGUCCCUUAAAAAGCUGCGCCUUGUAUAUGUGGAAUUCAAAGAUGACAAAUCUAUUUGCAACCUUUUAUGUGGCUGCCCUAUUCUUGAAGAUUUGGUUGUGCACCGAAGGAACAAUUAUGAUGCAGAGACUUUCACUAUGGCGCACGUGUUUUUCGAUUAUAAGUAUGAGGGCGACUUGAUUAGAUUUACGAGUGUUUUCUGCAGCUGUAAUAACACACUGGAAAUAUUGGAACUCAGUACUAUGCUUUUAGACUUUCCUUGUCGGGUCGGUUUGAAGUCUCUUAAAAUGCUGCACCUUAUAAAUGUGAAAUUCAGAGACGAGGAAUCUGUUUGCAACAUUUUAUGUGGCUGCCCUAUUCUCGAAGAUUUGACUGUGAACCAAAGGGGCAAUUAUGAUGCAGAGACUUUCACUAUUGCAGUGCCAUCAUUACAGAGACUAACCAUAGUAGAUACUUUCCUAGGAAAAGUUAGUGGAGGCUAUGUGAUAAACGCCCCUUCUUUGAAAUACUUGAACAUCAAAGGGGUGGGGGCUGAAUGGUUAGGCGGAAUCAUCAGUUCAGGCGAGGAUUAUGGGUUUUUUCUGAUUGAGAAUGCGACAGAACUGGUGGAGGCUAAAAUCAUAGGCGUUAUAAUUGAUAUCCAUGUACACAAUGAGGAUAUUUUGGCUUCUCUAACUUCAGUCAAACGUCUUUCUUUAGACUUUUCACCCUUGAAGAUCAAGUGUCCUACUGGUAUUACCUUCUAUCAGCUGGUAUCUUUGGAGCUGAAUACACGUAAAACUGAGUGGUCGAAUCUACUUGCGCGCAUGCUCGAUAAUUCUCCUAAAUUGCAAAUCCUCAAGCUCAUUUACACCGGACAUGAGUAUAACGAUAGACCAAUAUUCCCUUUCCGAUUGGCCGAGGAAUGGAAGCAACGUCCAAAAUGCGUACCGGAAUGUUUGUUAUUCCAUCUUGUGACAUUCCAGUGGACAAAUUACCCAUGGGAACUAAAAGAAGAGCUAGAAGUGGCAAAAUACAUUUUAAAGAAUGCAAGAUGGUUGAAGAAAGCAACUUUCUAUACAGAACCGGAAGAUGUCGAAACCUUGGAAGAGAAACGUGAGAUACUAAACGAGUUGUCUAGUGUAGCUUCAAAUUCAUGUCACCUCGUCUUUGAAUCAUCAUCCAACUAA